Effrenium voratum is the source of this 6519-nucleotide messenger RNA. Lineage: Eukaryota; Dinophyceae; Suessiales; Symbiodiniaceae. The record is from the annotation of a GenBank genome assembly.
AUGUUGAGGUACAGUCUCGCGGCGGGGCCGCUGCCUCCGGACGCCUCGCCCGCAGCUUGCGAGUACGAGUUCACGGUGCGGCUGCGCUUCCCCAAUGAGUUUGAGAUGUACCAUUUCGUGGCCAUGCUCCGCCGCUGCGUGCGUGUGGAUCACUUCCAGCAGGCCUCGAAGAUGUUGGAGUACCAGCAGCGCACCCAGAUGGCGCAGAGGACGGCGCAGCACCGGCCCUACAACAAGUCCGGGGGCCAGCUGGAUGUGGUACUGGUGGAGGCACGGCGCCUGAAGCCGCUGCAGAGCGCGCUGAACACGGUGCUGCAGUCGGACCCCGUGGCCCUGUACCAGUCGUGGUCAACUGGCAAGACGGACGUGGACCCAUCUCAGUCCAACCAGAUGCUGGAUGCCAACUACCUGCCCGAGCUGAUGGGCACAACGGACGGGCAGCUGGUGAAGGGCACCCCGGAGGGCAGUCCCAUCAGUACCUUCGUGAACUUCCGGAUGCUGCACCGCCAAGAGGCUCUGCCUGGCGAGACAGCAGGGCAGCAAGAGAUCAUCGCCUUCCGGGGCCAGAAGGUCCAGGUUUCGCCCGUCAUAGACGGCACAGAUUCCCCGUGCUGGGCGAAGUUUUCGGAGCUGGAGCAAGCCGGAGGUUGGACUUUCCGGACGGGCGUCAUCGAUCCAGAGAAGUAUCCCAAGCUGCAUAUCGAAUUCGAGGUCAUGCAAGCUGGCAUCCCCUCGGCCAAGCGUGUGGGCGCGAUCCAGAUCCCGGUGACCGAAGAGCAGUUCCUGACAAACCCGGAUCAGCUCUUCAAAAACCUCUGGCUGCCCCUGGUCAGCGUGAAGGACGGGUCGCACACGCCCAAUGUCACGGGCGAAAUCCACAUCAUGACACGCUGGCUGCCAGCGGAGAUGAAGCAGGUCUUCUCCGACGGGCAAGAGAAGAUGCAGCUCUCGGUGAAGUCCAUGUUCCUGAAGGACAACUGGCACAAGGUGUGCCAGCCCCGGGUGCGGGAGCCCAUCUACGGGCUGGAGGCGGUGUACCACCAGGGAGUCUACAACCCGAACACGGUGAAGAGCAAAGAGGCAGGCAGAAGGCAGCCAGAGACGCUCAAGGACAACAUGCGCCGUCACAUCGAGGAGUUGAGCAACGCUGUGCCGUACUUGGAGUGCCUGGAGCGCCGGCAGAUGAACCAGUGGAACUUGUUCCAGACGGAGCUGGCGGACAAGGGCUUCGAGAGCCGCACCAUUGCGGAGCUGCGCUUGCUGUGGCAGCAGCAAGAUGACACGGUCAUGCUCAACAAGCUCCAGUCGCUGAUCCUGCGCGGGGUGCCGAGCUACCUGCGCCCGCAGAUCUGGGCAGAGGUCACCCUGGCCUCGCGGGUGGCGGCCUAUGACGGGGCCGGAAGCCAGACCCGGGAGGGUGUCGAGUCAGAGGAGGACAUGGUGCAGGCUGCGGAGAAGGAGUACCAAGUUCUGCUGGAGCGCGGCAAGGUCCAGCAGUCGGACUCCAUGUUCCAGCUGCAAGAGGAUGCAGUUCUGCUGUCCGGCUGGGAGAGUGCCGUGCCUCCGCUGCCAGAGGCGUUGGAGCAGCACCAGAAGCGGAUCAGGAAGGCGAAGAACGUGAUCACCGCUUUGCUGGCCUGUGGUGAUGCCGGCGUCACCUAUUGCGAGAGUCUCUUGGUGCUGGCCUUCUACCUGCUGCUGCCACAGGGAUACCGCGAGGCGACCUCCGUGAGCGGCGCCGGGGAGGGCCUCACGCAGCCCUCGGAGAGCUCGGCCUUCUGGUUGUUGUACACCCUGAUCUGCACGCGCGUGAACGGCAUGUAUCGCGAAUACUACGCGCAACCGCUAACGCCCGAGGGCGAGCCGCCCUGCUUGAUCGCCGGCAGCGGCGCCAUGCAGGAUGUGAACCUCUUGGAGUGCUGCCUGGCCUACCACGAGCGAGACCUUUUCUUCCGCAUGACGUGCCUGGGCUUCGAAGUCUCCACCGUGUUCUACGGGGCCUUCAUGAGGUGGUUCGCCACCUAUAUGCCCACUGCCAGCGUCUUCCGGUUCUGGGACGCGCUGUUGUUCCAGUCCACCAACCCCAAGACUCAGUCCCUGGGCCGGGGGUACCUCAUCGACUUGGCCUUCGGCACGCUGCGGGCCAAGCGCACCGAGCUCAUGGCCUGCCAGUCCGGUGCGGAGAUGAAGAGCGUGGUGCUGGGAUUCCUCGGCUCGUUGUACGACACCUGCACGGUCAUCGACUUGGUACAAGCUGCAGACCUCUUCCUUUGGGGCGGCGCUGGCUUCAGCAGCGGCAAGGUCUCCUACAUUUGGACCCAGCGCGAUGAGAUGUUCAAAGUCGUCAACCAGACCACCAAGAGACAGAACCAAGUCCUGAAGAAGUUGGCGCACGAGAACUUCGCCAGGCCAUCCUCUAACCCCGGUGAAGCGCAGCUGCCAGGCAUCAGCACCAAGCAGUUGGUGAAGGAGGUCAUUCCUUCGGUCCAGAUCAACAUCGAGGGCCACAGGGCCCGCGACCGCCCGAGGUUCUGGGCCAUGCAUCGGCCGAUGCCGCUGACCGCCCGCACCCUGCUGCAGUCCUCCGCUGACAAGGCCUGGAGCCUCUUCUCCGCCACCAUGCUCACCACGCCCCCGCUUCCGCUGCACCCCUACAUGACGGGGCCGCCGGCGAUGGCACCUCCCCAGGGGCAGAAGUGGCCGGGCAUGGAGCCCGCGGACGUGACUUCCGGGGACUUCGUCGCAGUGGUUCAGAAGCAGGUGCCAGGCUGGGCUGCGGAGGUCUCCACGCUGUGGGCAGACUUCUCCAACAAGCCGCACAUCAACUAUCCUGCUGGUCACCACCCGAUACCUCGGCCUUCGGUUAUGCACACGGUGAUGGGCGGCAUCCUCGGGGUGAAGCCGGCGGGUGAUCCCAACAUUGCCAAAACGCAGCCUUCCGCAACUGCAAUUGCACAAGGGGAGUUCACGGGACAGCUGAGCCUCAACGAGCUCUACGGGGCGCUGAUCUGCUGCUCCCGUGGCACCGUCGCGGCCAAGGCUGCUUCCCUCUUCGACCUCUACGCCCAAAGCGACAGCACGCGAGGCAAGGAGCUGGCGGCGGCGCCGCACGUCACGCCCAGCAACAGCAUCGCCAAGACCACCACGGUGCAGGACAUAGAGGCCAUGGCGGAGAUGAGCCGCAUCCUGGCGCCGAUGGACCCAGAGACCUUGGAGGCUAAGCAGGAGAACGUGCUGCGCUUCACGGUCAUGACCAGCUAUCCCAAGACUGGGGUGUUGGGCGACGUGCUCAUCCCCUCCCUGUCGCCCUACAUCAGUGCCAGCAAGCCGGUCUUGAAGAGCUACAACAUCUGGGGUAAGCUGCCCAACAGGGAAGGGCGAGGAGGCGCCAGCAACAAUGCGAGCAACAACAUGGGCAACGAAGCGGGGGGCGAGCGGCUGCUGUGCCUGGGGGAGAUCAUGAUGGCCCUCCAUUGGGCACCCAGUAACAUCCAGAACCCGAACAAGGGGCAGCUGACGAUUCAGGUGAAGCACAUCAAGUUCCAGGAGUACUACAUCCUGGAGCCCUACAAUGUCAACCCCUGGAUUACCGUGUGGCUCAGCACAGACGAUAAGGCCAGUGGCCGGGUGUGGUCGGAGAUCAAGCGCUGGGAUCCCCGCGGCUUCGGCGUGGCCGCGCAGCGGGACAACGUAUCGGUGACCCAGCGCGGCGCCUUUGGCGGUUUGAUCAAGUUCGACCAGACCAUGAAAGCCAAAACGUACGGCGGCGGCAACACCUUGGGCUCCUGGGUGCAGCACGGCAGCGGCCAGGGCUGGAUGCCUGCCACGGACGCCAAGGAGACUGGCAGAUGGGAGUGGAACGAGGUCUGGGGCAAGCAGUCCUCCGUGAAGGAUCUUCAGGUGCACCCGGAGUUCGUGCAGCUCUCGUCGCGGAAGAACCUCAUGGACCUCAUGGGUGUCCGGCUGCUGGUGUCCCAGGUCCUCCAGAGGUGCAUGAUGAACAUGUCCAACCGCCAAGCGCUGCUGGUGGCUGACAGCGUCUUCAACCGCGCUGGGGUGGUGCCAGGCAUUUGCCAAGCGGUGCUUGCGGCAGAGACGGGGGCCAGCUUUGGGAAGUGCGAACAGAGCCUCACGAAGAUCCUGGAAGACUUCGAGACGACCAAGAAGCAGUACGUAGACGUGACCAGGGAGGUGGUCUUCGAGCACGAGCGCCAGAUUGCCUGCAACGGUGGGCAGCUGAACCUGUUUGCCUCGAGCUACAUGGAAGAGAAGCUGCACCUCGCCACCAUGGGCAUUUCAGACCCGUUCCCGGGGAAGAAGAAGACCCUGUAUAUCCGCUUCGUUCGCGGCGGCGACGGGCAGCGUUGCACACAGGCUGUGCAGGUGGAGGAGGAUGGUGCCAUUGAGGCGGCCCACUCAGAGGUGAAGUUGGACGCCAUGAGCGAUGAGAACCAGGGCAAUUGGGCCAUGAGCCGAAUCACCAAGGAGGAGUUCAUCGCCUGCUUCACCGCCUCCCCGCUGCUCAGCGAGUCCUUGCGCCGCCUCGCCUCCGCGGAGCAUGUGCUGCACAUCGCCCGGCCAGUGCCCCUGGAGGUGACGAUCAUGGACCCCCAGCAGGACGACGUUUUCCAUGACCUGGAGGAGCAGAUCAACCUCCAGCAGUCCCUGCUGAUCGAGGUCUGGGACUCCGACUUUAUGGGCAUGGACUUCCUGGGAGAGGCCUGGCUGCCUCCCCUCUCGGAGUUUGGCCCCAGGCCCAAGGACAUUGUGCUGCCGCUGCAGCCGGCAGAUUUCCGGCCUGAGUCGGACUUUGGGGCCUCGCGAUACGACGCGAAGAAGAACAUCAAGGACGCGGACAAGGAUCCAAAUGCGAAGGUGGAUGGCGAGAUCUUCCUCUCGGUAACCUGGGUCUACCCUACCAUUGAGGGCCGAGGCUUGGACCUGGACGUCGACAAGUGGCUCAAGCAUUUGGAGACCAAAAAUAAGUUCCCAGAAGGCCAGUUGACGAAGUUCCAGGACGACAUUGUGGCAAAGUACCGCACCCUGCGGGGUGUUCGCGAGCGCGAGGUCAGCACCGCGGGCGCCAUGCGCGAGGAGUUCUUCAACGAGCUGAAGAUCACUGAUAAGAAGGCCAAGGAUGUGAUCAAGAAGUGGUUCAAGGAUGUCAUGUCGGAGGACCUGAAGUCCCGGGCUCUGCACCAGGAGCAGAAGCAUUCUGGCAUGCUCACCAUCAAGAUCGAGCGGGCGGAGCGCCUGCGCCGCGCGGACGCCAAGAAGAUGCGGGACUGCGAUCCCAAGGUCUACAUCUGGGCGAGGAACGAUCAUGUGUCAGCGUGGCAGAAGAAGCCGCUGAUGCAGUCGGGGAGGAUUUCCAACGACCGGAAUCCAGUGUGGAACCACACGGAGACCAAGCGCCUCUUUUCUGGAGCCUUCGAGGCCGAGAGGAAGCCGCCGGCAGAGGGAUGGGGAGCAAAGGCCAGCCAGAUGCUUUCCACCAGGACGCAGACCCGGAAGCGGCUAGAGGAUCAGCAGAUCGCGGCAGUGCGCCGCUUUGGCGUAGAGGGCUUAAAGCUGAGCUUCGCCCCGCAGCUGGCGGCGGAUGCGACGGAGCCCAAAGCAGGCACCAAUCAUGGGGUGGACGUGCUGCUCACCGACAGCAUCCGCGACUUCAAGGAGAAGCUGACCGCGGCAUGCCGAGAAGAAUGUAAGUUUUGGAAGAGCAAAAACGAGUCGGACGCCGCGCAGAAGUACGCGGAUGUGGCGGUGGGGUCGCGGCACCUGGUGAUGGCUUACGUGCCCUCCAAGAAGGUGCAAGAGAUGACCCAGAAGAAGCUCACAAACACAGACGAGUUCAAGCGCCAGCAGCGCCUGAGUCUCCAGGAUCCCUCGAAUUGGCAGCCCCUGGACCCCGAGAGCUCCUUCGGCCAGUUCUCCUCGAUGUUUGGCUUCGGGACGGCUCGGACGCAGCUCAAAGUGGUGGAGGCUACUGAGGGCUACAAGGCCUUGAACUUGCGCUACAAGAAAUGGGUCGAGGACAAGCGGCAGCCGACCCUUAAGGACCUCAAUGAGACCAACAAGUGCUUUGGAUGGGCCAAGUACGUCCACGAGGACGACUCCAAAUCCUUGGAGUGGCGCCCGGCCAUUGUCAGCAAAGGCAAAGAGGAUCCUACCAAGUUCGCCGUGAAGUGGGUCUAUCCGCCGCCUACAAAAGGCGAAGAGAAGACGUCAUCGACGGAGCUGGACAAGACAGAUGUACUCCUCGCGCCCCGAGCCCCGAAGAUCGAUGACCAGACGCAUGAGCGGCACAAGUCCAUCCUGCCACAGGCAAAGCUUCUGCGGUCCUCGGGGAAGUCGGACUGGGAGAUCGAGGCUUACCUCAACAAGAUCCUGGAGCGACAGUGGGACGAGGCCGUGGCCAACAGCGAGACCAAGGCAGACGAGACGAAGCCGCCCAGGAUCACCAUCGACCAGAUCAGGGGAUACCUGCAGCGCAACGAGACCCAGGGUGGAAAGUUGUGA